AUGGAGGCAUAUCCGCCCGCAUACGUGCAGCACAACCUCCCAUUCAUUGUAUUGUCUGGUCUGGGGUCUCAGACCGAGCUCGAUGCGCCCCCACCUGUCCAUAAUGUGCUCCCAGGAAGGGCUGCCGUCAAGACCAGCUCAGAGAUUCCUCCAGUGACGGGCGAGCGCGCAGACCAGCUGCUGCAAGACUUCUUGAGCGCUGACGCUACCAAUGCGCCAUGGAACGCAAGAGGGCCCAGUCGCAGAGACCUAGCACAUGGGUUCAGGAUACGGGCUGUAGGGAGGGACUAUGUGCUGCCUCCUAAAAAAGCAGACGCACCGACAACCUCAGAAACUACCCCGCCUGGGAGCCCGACCAUCGCUGCGGCAACAUCAUGGAUCCUCCACUCGCCCAUCUCUCCUCUGUCACCAGGAGCCUCGAUCUUUCCGGACGGUGUCAUUGCGCCUUCCUGGGUUGCCAAACACCAAGACUACAUACCUUCUGUAUUUGUGUCCUUUUUCGACUUCACCGCCGACCCUGUCACGAAUAGCCUGCAUGACAACCAGCUGAAGACGGAAAUCAACAAGAUCAAGGGCCAGAUACAGAAGUCCGAGUAUCGCACACGAUACGUGGUCGUGCUCUUGAGCAACAAGACGAUAUUGGAGGCUCCAGACAUUGAGGAGCGGUUGGCCGUCAUUCGACGCGCCACUGGUCUUGAUCCCAAAAACUCGCUGUUCUUCCUUCCACCGAACACGUCCCAAGUCGAAUUACGAGCGUUCGUCACAUCUGUUCUCAACACCUUGCAGCCCGUCUGCAUAGAGUACUAUCGGGACCUCACCAAACAUGCAAGGAGGAAGAAGGGCAGAGGCACCGUACCUCCUCCAACAGCGCCACCGACCCGCGGCACGUCUCAGACGCUGUCUUACCCUGGCUGGGGCGUGCGCUAUGAUUUUAAGCUGGGCGUCUUUGCAGAGUUCAGGCAGGAGAUGGAUGCUGCACAGAGACAUUACAGUGCUGCACUUGCUGCUCUCUUCGGUUCAGAGGGUAUCUUCGAGACGACAGCAAGCUGGUCAUCUAGGUGGGACGAGAUUCGCCUGUUGGCCGAUACGAUUGCCUUUCGACACAUCCGUUGUCAGCUGUGGAAUUACCAACUGACUUCUGCAGCCCAGACGUGGCUGAGAUACAAAGCUAGGCUCCAGGACGUCCUCGAUCGCAGAAGUAAAGGAACCUCGAACUACGCGUGGCAGGCUUGGGAGUCGAGGUGGGCCCAGCUGAUGGCCGAGCUCAUUCAGCGAACAGAGCUGCCAGUCUUCGGUGCACAUGGCGAUGCUUCAGAUGAAGAGACUGGCUUGAUCUAUGCGCCACCUGAGAAACAAUUCCUCAUGGGCGAAAGGUUACCACCCUGGGAGUUGCUUCAUCAUGCAGGAUAUUGGCACAAACUUUCUGCGGAUCACGCAAAGAGGCGAUACAUCUUAGCUCGCGAAAUGCCUGACGAAGACCGAACACCUCCUGGUGUGUCGCCUGCGACAAAAGUGUCGAAUCGAAACCAGGUAUAUGAUCACUACCUGGUUCCACAACCUCACGAAGAGCUCCCUCUACCAGGCAGUGAUGGUGAAGGUUUCCAACACUGGAAUGACAUCUCCACCAAACUUAACGCUGCCGUAAAAGAGUUCAAAGCUCGAGGACAACAUCGCAAGGUAGAACAGCUGCGAUUAGAGGCUGCUAGGACUCUACUGCACGUGAAGAAGUUCGAUGAGGCGUUCAAGGUUCUGCGACCGCUGUGGGUCUCGAUGUCUUGGAGGAAAGAAGGUUGGUGGAGCCUCGCCUCAGAGGUGCUUUGGGCUCUCCAUGAGUGCGCACUACGCGUUCAGGAUCAAGAAACAUACGUCGCCACAGAGUGGGAGCUCUACAACCAAGCUGUGACCGGAAAGACUCGAUACAAGUAUGACUUGCUGUCAUGCUUGGACGUAUUCCUGGAGGAGGCCUCUUCAGAGAAGGUCACGGUCAGUCUCGAUACCAAAAAUCAUCUCUCAUGCUUGUCUAUACACCUCGCUCUUCUUGGCAGCGAAGGCAAUGUAGGGGAACCUCUUCGAUCGCAGAUUGUAGUCACUUCGACAGCACGACCGGAUUCUGCUCCUAUCACAUUGUCUUCUCUGUACGUGCAGUUCAAGGGCGGCUUGAGCGAGGUACGUUUGACUCACGAGGCCGACGAGAAUACCUCGUCUAGUUUCUUCGACUGCAUAUUACAAGAGAGCGUUGCGCUGCCAGAGAAGCCAAAGUGGACUGGCGCAUCAGACCUGACGUUGCAUCCUGGCCAGACUAAGGUGUACAACUUCCCACUCGUCUUUCGCGAAGCAGGCGAUGUCGAGGCAACAGCUUAUGUUCUCGAGAUUGAUACAGAACGCUUCGGUCUGGUCUGCUCGAAUACCGACCUUCAGACCGAGCCUGAUUCGACAUGGUGGAUCAAAGCCGAAUCCGGAGUCAGACCACGCAAAGUGAAACGGCUGUCUGGCAUCACUACACACAUCUUGCCGAAACCACCCAAGAUGGAGAUCAGAUUACCAGAUGUACGCGAACAGUACUUCACCGAUGAGCCUGUCACGUUGGCGAUAGAGAUUUCCAAUCAGGAAGAAGAAGAAACAGAAGCUGUACUCGAAGUCCGUCUGCUGGGUCGCUCCAAGGACACCCUCGCAUACACCUGGGUCGAUCGUCCUGCAUCUUCACCUAUGAAGGAGGUCCCGCCAGCACUGGAUGGCUCAACAGACGUUGAUCUGCCCGGCCAUGUUGUUGGGAGACUUCCGCAGGGCGCCAGAACAACAGAGAAGAUACGCUUCACUGCGCCUGCCGAUCCAGCAGAUUAUGCUCUAGAGGUCAAAGUCCUCUAUCAUCUGCUCAGCGAUCGCGACAUUCCCAUAUCCAAGAUUAUGAUCGCUGAUCUUGUCUUCAACUCCCCUUUCGAAGCCAGCUACGACCUCAACGCUCGAGUCCACCCCGAUCCCUGGCCCAGCUACUUCGAGUUGGAAGAAGCUGAGAGCAACAACAACCCCGACUCCACAGACGCCUUCGGCAUCGCCCAAAAGUGGGGCCUGCGGGCCAAGGUUGCUGCCUUUGCUGACGAACAGCUCAUCCUCAAAGACCUCGCCAUCGAAGUGCACAGUAUCCAUGGCGGCGCAACAUGUGGUGUUGUCAAGGAGUUCUCGCCUACCGACACAGCGAUGAACCUCCAAGAGCUACACGAAUGGUCCUUCAGCCUCGACAUACGCAAGAACAACCUCGAAGAGCGCCGCUCGACAGCCCUCGAUACAACACUCAACAUCACGUGGCAGCGCUCUUCAUCUCCAGACACAGAACCGGUCAUUUCCUCUCUGCCCAUCCCUCGCAUACAAAUACCUUCCAGCGAACCCCGCGUCCUCGCUUCUUCGCUCCCUUCCACCACCGUCCCAGACCUCUUCCACCUGGACUACACACUCGAAAACCCCACGAUGCACUUCCUCACCUUCGAGUUCAACAUGGAAGCCAGCGAGGAGUUUGGCUUCAGCGGACCGAAGUUGCGCGUCGUGCAUCUGCUGCCUAUGAGCAGGCAGACUGUGCGCUACAACAUUCUGCCAAUGGCGAAGGGCGCUUGGAUUGUGCCGAACCUGAAGGUUAUUGAUCGAUACUUCAAUAAGACGCUAAGGGUGCAAGCUACUGAGGGUUUGAGGCAAGAUAAGGGGAGGGUGGAGGUUUGGGUGCCUGCUGAGGAUGGAAAGGCAUCACAGGAUUAGUAUAGACGAAGUAACGAUAUAGGCGGACAGAAUUGAAAUGAGGGAAUCUCCUUCUGC
Molecule: messenger RNA, 3801 nt
Organism: Macroventuria anomochaeta
Lineage: Eukaryota; Fungi; Ascomycota; Dothideomycetes; Pleosporales; Didymellaceae
Exons: 4
Coding region: 1-3744 (1247 amino acids)
Source: RefSeq, a predicted model, not a curated record